Molecule: messenger RNA, 1095 nt
Organism: Triticum turgidum subsp. durum (durum wheat)
Lineage: Eukaryota; Viridiplantae; Streptophyta; Magnoliopsida; Poales; Poaceae
Source: the annotation of a GenBank genome assembly
AUGCUCUCGGCGGCCACGCUCCCGGCGGUGCACAACAUGCAGGCGGCGCUCGUCAAGGCCGGACUGGCCCGCCAGGUGCGCGUCACCGUGCCCCUCAACGCCGACGUCUACGAGUCGCUCGACGGCCGCCCCUCCUCGGGCGACUUCCGCCCGGACAUCACGGCCCUCAUGACCAGCCUCGUUCGCUUCCUCCUCGACAGCGGCGGCGUGCUGGCCAUCAACAUCUACCCCUUCCUCUCCAUGGACGCCGACGCCAACUUCCCGCGCGACUACGCCUUCUUCCCGGCCCCCGGCGCGCCCCCCUCCCAGGCCAGCGUGCAGGACGGCAACGUGCUCUACACCAACGUCUUCGACGCCAACUACGACACCCUCGUCGCCGCGCUCAAGAAGCACGGCCUCGGGAACAUCACCGUCGUGGUGGGCGAGAUCGGAUGGCCCACCGACGGCGACGCCAACGCCAACGCCGCCGGAGCGCACAAGUUCAACCAGGGCCUCUUCGACCGCAUCGUCGCCGGCAAGGGCACCCCGCGCCGGCCCCAGAUGCCCGACGUCUACAUGUUCGCGCUGCUGGACAAGGACGCCAAGAGCGUCGACCCCGGCAACUUCGAGCGCCACUGGGGCGUCUUCAACUACGACGGCUCGCCCAAGUACGCGCUCCGGCUCGCCGGCGGCAAGGGCAUCGUGCCGGCCAAGGGCGUCAGGUACCUCUCCAAGCAGUGGUGCGUGCUCCGCCCCGACGCCAGCCCCACCGACCCGGCCAUCAUCGGCGCCGUCGGGUACGCGUGCCAGUACGCCGACUGCACCAGCCUCAGCCCCGGCUCCUCCUGCGGCGGCCUCGACGUCCGGGGCAACGUCUCCUACGCCUUCAACCAGUUCUUCCAGUCCGCCAGCCAGCAGAAGGGCUCCUGCGGCUUCAACAACCUCUCCGUGGUCACCACCACCAACCCGUCGCGGGGGACCUGCCGCUUCAAGAUCAUGAUCGACACCGGCCGGCACGACCUCACCCACCAGGACGACUCCGGCGCCGCCAGGGCCGCCGCCGCGUGGGGCGCCGUCGUCGCCGUGCUCGCAUUGCUCGCCAUCGUCGCACUCUGA